AUGGGAUUCAAAUUCGCCUUUUUAGGCGACCUUCUAUCGAGCCUUGAAGCCAACCGAACGGCCAAGGCGGCUUCGGCGAAUAGGAAGGAUGAACCGGACUACCGGACCAUUGCACAAUGGUUUAAUCGACAUGAUCGUCAUAUCAACCACCCGGAAACAGACAGGCUGGCACUGCUAUCAUCCAUGUUCCCUGAGAGACGACCAGACCGAGUAUAUUGGCUCCAAGCCACCUCACUCACCCGCGUUAUCGGCCGCUGCUUGGGCUUAGGGUCUUCACGAAUAUCAGAACUAGAUCAAUGGCGAAAGCCUGGAGGUCCAGACUUGGGUCAAUGUGUUGAAAAUGUGAUGCGUCAAGCCGAAAAUGAUCAGCAUGACCGCGAGGUCUCAGUUGAGGAGGUUGACGAAGCUCUCAACAUGAUUGCUUCGAGGUGCCGCUUUUCCGGUCCCCAGGUUCGUCGUCAACAUACUGCGGUAGACGUAGAUACAGUUCUUUCAUCUCUGUAUCGUCGAUUGACCAGCCGCGAUGCGAAAUGGCUCACUCGUAUGAUCUUGAAGAGCUACGGUUCCGUUACGCUCCCGGAGAACUAUACAUUGGAGAGGUUUCAUUUCCUCCUUCCUCAACUCCUGCAAUUUCAGAACACUUUUAAAGGAGCCCUAGAAAUGCUUAGCUCCGAGCCGAUGAACCACUUCCCACCCCGUCCAGAUCGAAAACUGGCUGCUAGUCUCUGUGCCACUGCACUGGACCAUAUACGCCCACGGACAGGAAUCAAAGUUGGAAGACCUGAUUACUUCAAAGCACGAAGCAUCAAACAUUGUCUUCAGAUCUCAGGUCGCCGCCGUAUGAGCAUUGAAAGGAAAUAUGAUGGCGAAUACUGCCAAAUCCAUAUUGAUUUUGCAAACAAGCAUACUCCAAUUCAGAUUUUCUCUAAGAGCGGCAAAGACUCUACGUCAGAUCGGUCAGGGAUCAUGUCAACUGUGGAGGAGUCGCUGCACAUAGGCAGUCCUCAAUGCAAAUUCACGCAACGUUGCAUACUCGAAGGAGAGUUACUCGUCUGGAGCGACAAACGCGGUGAGAUUGCAGAUUUUCAUAAGCUCCGCAAGUUUCUAUCGCGGUCUGGUACUUUGAUUGGUAUCGACAGCGAUUCUCCACCCCAGCCAUAUGAGCAUUUGAUGAUUGUCUUUUAUGACAUACUCCUCUUAGAUGACGAUGUCUGCUUGAGAAAGCCCCAUCGUGAAAGACGGUUAAUCCUGGAAAACAUGGUUCAUACAAUCCAUGGUCGAUCUGCGAUUGCUGAACAAGAAAUUUUGGACCUUGACCAGCCAGAGAGCUACCGUUGGUUAGAGGCCAGAUUUUCAAAUGCAAUAACCCGGCGGUGGGAAGGACUUGUGUUGAAGGCCUGUGACGAGCCCUAUUUCUCCAUGUGUCCUGCUGGUGUGAAUAAUUCCUCCGGUCGGUGGAUCAAACUAAAGAAAGACUACAUUCCAGGCCUUGGGGAUACAGUCGACCUUGUUUUGAUUGGUGGAUUCUAUGAAGCCACGGAUGCUGCAGCUCUUCGAUUUCCUAAAAGACUAAGUUGGACAAACUUCUUGGUUGCUUGUCUCUUGAACAAAGAAGAUGUCCUCCAGUCCAGAGAACUUCCUCGAUUCCGAGUCAUAGACGUGGUUGGUCGUCAUUGCAUGCAUCGUAAUUUAAUGGAAUCCCUCAAUCAAUUCGGAGAAUUCUGCGCGCGAGAUCCGGAAGAUUUCCACGAUUUCAAAAUUGACUAUGGACACGACAGUCUCCCUAAAGUGACCAAAAUCUUCAAGAAACCAUUCGUGGUGGAGUUGAUGGGCAGCGGCUUCGAAAAGCCUUCUGGUGCCAGGUACUACACGCUUCGCUUUCCGCGUAUUAUCAAAAUUCAUACGGACAGAGGCUUCGAAGAUGCGGCAUCUUUCCGAGAACUACAGAUUUUAGCUGAAGAAACCAGGUCUGUGCCUACCGCAGACUCAUUCGAGGAGAGAGAACAUUGGUGCAAACGCCUCAAGGUUGGCAGUGGGCUUAACGAGUAUAUUGUGCAGAGAUCAAAAAGCCCACCUUCCCGGAGUUCGAGCAUUGAGGCAGAUUUUCCAGAACCUCAAACCCCAGUCCAAACAGGGAAUGAUGAGGUGCUUUGUCUUGCUUCGCUGCCAAGUUCCCCUAUACAUCAGCCUUCGUCCCGGAGCACGAGCAAUCAACGAUCGAGUAAUUUCGAGAGUCAUCAUGCUUUGUAUAUCGACGAGACACUGCUGCCGAUUGACCUCGAAAAUUCCCUUCCCGAAGCCAAUGUCUUGACCGAAAAUAAUAAUUUGUCCCAGCGACAAAAGUCCAGCCAAAAAGAUACCCAUUAUGUUGAGAAUCCGGCUAAAAUAACGAAUUAUCUCGAAGGAAGGAUGAACGGUCCAGCAGCAACUAGCCUGAUCUCCAUUUAUGAGGAAGUCCCAGUCCAACACAAAACACUCGGAGCAACCCCUAUCAAAUCACCUUUAACCACAAUUCCAAUCUACAUGUCAAGUAAAUCAAAAGAAAAGAUCUGGGAAAUUCCCGGAGAUGCCCCUCUUCAUGAUUUCUUGACAUUUAUAGGGUCGGACAAGACAAUGACUGCAUUGUCUGAGUCUAACCCCUCCGCCGCUUCCAAGGGCAUGGCAUUCGGUAUUGUUCUUGUGAACAUAGCCGAGAGAUCACUAGGCAGAGAGAUCCACAGAGCAGCUACGGCUGUGUCUCUUGCUACCAAACAAUCAUCAUGUCCUCCCAAAGGAAUGAUUUUCUUUUUGGACUCUCAUUUUCUGGAACAGGAUAUCUGCUCUGAGGAUAUCAAGUAUUGUUUACGGAAUACCUGGGCUGAACUUGGGAAGCUGUUUUACUAUGCUUGUCUUCGAUGGGAUGUGUCUCAGACUCCGCCGACACAAUUGAACCGACUUGCAUCUGGUGACGCUCCUGAUUCCGCUGAGGUGCAAUAUAGGAAAGUCCCGGCUCCUCUGGUCAGCUUUGAUCAAGAUGAGAUCUUGGCGUUAGGAGAUUAUGUAUCUAUCAAACCGCCAUUGCUUUUCGCUGGGUAG
Molecule: messenger RNA, 3075 nt
Organism: Penicillium longicatenatum
Lineage: Eukaryota; Fungi; Ascomycota; Eurotiomycetes; Eurotiales; Aspergillaceae
Product: ATP dependent DNA ligase domain protein
Exons: 1
Coding region: 1-3075 (1024 amino acids)
Biological process (GO): nucleotide-excision repair, DNA gap filling; double-strand break repair via nonhomologous end joining; DNA recombination
Cellular component (GO): DNA ligase IV complex
Molecular function (GO): DNA binding; ATP binding; DNA ligase (ATP) activity
Source: RefSeq, a predicted model, not a curated record